AUUGCGUUAUGACAUAGACACAGACAUACAUAUGCUUGAGAAUGAUGGAUAUGUUUGGAUUUAACAAGAAUAGGUAAUCAAGCGUGUAUCCUCAUGAGGUUUUAUAACCAGCUGGAAGAAUUUUUGUUAGAAAUAAGAAUUUAUUAGAAUUUGCAUUGAGGGUUUAUAACUGAGAUAGUGGAACUGAAGUUCAGCGAAACCAAAGUGGAAACAGGCAUUAAGAGUGGGAGAAUGAAUGUUUUCGGAAGUGAUCAAAAGUAGAAACGAGUUAUUUUAAGUAGAUAUAACUGAAAGCCCUGUAUAUUGCCUUCGUCAGGAUAACUGAGGCAAAAUUAAUUAAAAAAUUAUCUUCAGUUCGUUGCAGGAAUUAGUAAAAAUUUGUUGUGAAGAAUUUCAAAAUAUUGGUAAGAGAAUUACAGUGUGAAAAGCAGCCUUAUGCAGAUGUAAAUUCGAUUUGUUUUUUGCUAAAUUUAUAACCAUGAAAUUUUUUAUAAAACCGAGACUGGCUAUGCAGGAGAUGUUGAAGAAUAAAUUUAGUUUGUUAAAAAGAAAUGGAUGUGUGGAAUCGGCACUCUGCUAUCAUUUCCAAAAAUACAGCAAUAUCCUGCGAUCAAGCCCAAGCAACGAGCAUUGGAUUAGAUAUUUUGAAAAUGGGUGGAAAUGCUGCAGAUGCUGCAGUUGCAACUUUUGCUGCUGUUUCUGUUAUUCAGCCAAUGUCAUGUGGCAUUGGAGGGGAUUGUCAGUGCCUUUUCUACAGGCGGUCUGAUAAAACAGUUUCGUCAUUAAAUGGCAGUGGAAGAACUGGAAAAAAUGCAACUUUGGAAAAAGUUAAGGCUCUUGGUGUCAUAGAUUCAAAUGAGAAAGAAUUUUCUCACCAUGGUCUUUGGGUAUCUGUUCCUGGUGCAGUAGCUGGAAUGUGUGAUGUCAUAAAAAAUUUUGGUUCUGGAAAGUUGACAAUGAGCCAAAUAUUAGGCCCUGCUAUUGCAUUAGCUCAAGAAGGAGCUCCAGUGCCAUAUAAAACUGCUAUUAUGUGGGAUAGAUACCAAGAAGUCUUCAGGAGCUCAAGGCAUGCAAAAGACGUGCUGCAGGGGGAUAAGCCACCUUUACCAGGUAGCUUGAUUUUUGCUCCCAAACUGGCAAGCUGUUUUAAGUCAAUUGCUGCAUUUGGUCCUAAAGAAUUUUAUGAAGGAAAUACAGCUUCAAAUAUUGUAAAUGAAGUACAGCAUUCUGGUGGAGUUUUAACUUUAGAAGAUAUGAAGAAACAUCUAGAUAUUUCUUCAUCUACUUAUCCUUCUGAUGCAGUUUACAUUAACUUUAAUGGGUUUAGAAUAUGGGAAAUGAAACCCAAUACUACUGGCAUUGUUGCAUUAGUUGCUCUCAAUGUAUUAAGGUUAUUUGAUUUAAAAGCUCUUGGUCACAAUUCUGCAGAAUAUAUACACAUUAUAGCAGAAGUUACGAAGUUUUCAUACUUAGAAUGUUGGGAUUAUUUAUGUGAUCCAGACUAUAGUACCAAAUCCCUUAAAACAUUAUUGUCUGAUGAUACUGCUAAAAAACUCAAAAACUGUAUCAGCACCCAAAGAGCUACUGGGUAUUCUAAGAUCCUAAGUGGUGGCAAUACUUCUUAUGUAGCAGUAGUAGAUGAAGAAGGCAAUGGCUGUUCUUUUAUAUAUAGUGUGUCUUCAAAUUUUGGUACAGGUAUAAUACCAAAAGAUUGUGGAUUUGUUCUCCAUGACCGUGCCAAGUGUUUGAGUUUGGAUGAAAGGAGCCCAAAUGUUUAUGGUCCCGAGAAACUUCCACUUCAUACAAUUAUUCCUGGUUUAGUUACAGAUGAUGCUACUAAUGAUUUAAUUGCUGUGUUCGGUGUUAUUGGCCGUUGGAUGCAACCACAAGGGCACGUGCAGGUGCUUAUAAACAUGAUAAUCUUUGGCAUGGAUCCUCAAAAUGCAUUGAACCAACCACGCUUUUUUGUAGGAGAGUCAAAGACAUUAUUGACAUACAAGAACACACUGAAUAUGUUGUACUUAGAAGAAGGUAUCAAUCCAUCUGUUAUUCCUGUUCUUCAAAAUUAUGGUCAUGAAGUCUGUGAUGAAUUUUAUUCUGGGCCUAAACGAGAAAUAUUUGGAAAGGGUCAUGUAAUUGCCCGCCCUGUUCUUUGGAUAAGAAAUUCUUCUUUAACAGAAAAUAUUUGGUGGACAGGAUCUGAUCCACGUUCAGAUGGCUGUGCUAUGGGUUACUAAACUUCAGUCAUGUUCUAACUUUAAAGAAUUUUAACUAAUGAUUAUUUUGUUAUAUAUUUCAUAGAAAUGUUUUUCUUUCUUUUUUUUUAAUUAAAUAUUUAUUCAGCUGAAUGAAGACGAAAAUUUAAAUAUAUGAUUGUUUUUUAAAUUUUUAAAUUAAAAACUAAAUAUUCUUAAUAAAAUUGUUUCUGAUGGCUUUUGGCUAUAAUUUGCUGUAAAUCGAAAUUACUUCUUUCAGUGCAAAGCUUUUUUAAAGCUACCAUUUAUUUUUGUUUAUAUCAAUAUAUUUUUGACAUACAUAUGUUUUUGUUUUAAUGUAUGCAAAAUUAUUAUUUUAAAAAAUGUCUAAUGGUAAUUCAGUUUUUCUUAUAUAUAUAUAUUUUGUCUAGAAAAAGUAAAUCUUUUAAGCUACACCAUCUUGAAACCACACUAUUGCCAAGCAUUAACUGUAUUAUAUCUUUUGUACGAGUUUGUGUAAAUUUAUCUUACUCUACUUAUGACAUGAAGGCAUAUUUUAAAUUAUUACAUUUGUAAUAAAAAUGAUCUGUUUGAUUGUUUAACUCACUAAUCAUGUUUAAAUAAAAUAUACUUUUUUAUUGGCUUAAAUGAUUUUAAAUUUAAAGAAAUUAUUAUUUCAAAUUAAUUUUCAAAACUUUGAUUUGAGUGUAUUGUAUAGGAAGUUAAUAAGAGAGAAUUAUUAUAUUUAUCAGCCAAUUUUAGGUGAUACUAUUAACUUGCAUCUCUUCUUUGAAUAUCACAAGCAACUCUUGAUCUUGCAUCUCCUGUUUGAUAUCAAAUUAAUAGUAUCAUUUGUUAUACAUCAUCUGUGUUUUGAUAAAAUGUUGUUUAAUAUUUAAACCAUGCUUUAUUAUACAAAUAUAGUUUUUAUAAAAAUAAUAUUUUUGAAAAAUGGGCUAGAUCCACUUUAUGAAUUGUAAUGAGAUAUAUUCUUCAAGUGGUUCAUAAUUUAUAUAAAAAAUUUUGUAUUUUUGCUGAGUAUACUAGGUUUUAAGUAUUUUACAGUAGAUUGACAUAUUCCUGUAUUGUGUACCUAAAGUAAAAAUUAAUAUUGGAUGUUUCUAUACUAGAGAAAUGAUGUGUGAGAAUAUUUAUGUUAAACUGAAAAUAAGUAACAUAUAUUUUGUCAAAUAUUAUUUUUUUUAUUUUAUUUUUUACUUAUAAAAUUUAAAUUUCAAUUUUGUAUCCUGUACUUGUAAU
Molecule: messenger RNA, 3455 nt
Organism: Stegodyphus dumicola
Lineage: Eukaryota; Metazoa; Arthropoda; Arachnida; Araneae; Eresidae
Source: RefSeq, a predicted model, not a curated record